Messenger RNA from Oxyura jamaicensis (ruddy duck), 5021 nucleotides. It is a transcript of the gene CROCC, whose product is annotated as ciliary rootlet coiled-coil, rootletin. The record is from RefSeq and is a predicted model, not a curated record. Lineage: Eukaryota; Metazoa; Chordata; Aves; Anseriformes; Anatidae. The transcript has 27 exons. The coding region runs from base 652 to 4446 and encodes 1264 amino acids.
CCUGCAGGGAAGCGCGAGCGCAAUGCUGAAAUUCUUACUUUCUUGCUCCAGUAAGGGUUUUUCCCCUCUCUUUUGAAGAUACAUUUUUACUUUUUGCAGGCGUUCUACUAACCAAAUAUACGCAAUGAAGGACAGACUUGGUCUCUUCAACAGAGCUGGGGUUGAGAUUCCUCUUUAAAAAAUAAAUAUUUUCUUACCUAUUUAUAUUAAGGUGAAGGCCUUCCGCAGCAUGGAGUUCUAUUUUUUCAAUGUUUCAGACUUUGUAUCAUUUCCCUUUUCAACUGGAGGGCAAGCGUUUUCAUUUCAGAGCUUAACUUUGCCUGGCAGCGCGCGGGACCAGGUGAGAGAUGUGACACUUCGAAGCGAACAAUAAAAUCAUCCGGAUGCCAAAUGCGACGUUUUUACACCCAGGGAGGUGCCCGUGCGGGUCGGAGCAGCCGUGAGGCUUCCCGAGGUGGGGAGGGGAUGCUCGGGAAUGGUUUUGUGCUGUCCCCUCCUUCCCGGUGUCGAGGAAACGGCGCGGGGCACUCGCACAACAGACGGGUGUUGCUUAGCAGUGGCUUUGCAGGGCGUGAGGGACUGCGGGCAAAGCAGGCUACCGGGUAAAGGAGACCCCAGGCUCGGGGAGCUGCACGGGGGGCGCGUCGGGGGAUGGCAGAGCAAACGGCCGUCCCCGGGGCCAUGUCCUCUCUGCUGUCCCUCCAGGAGGAGAACCGCAUCCUGCAGCAGGAGCUGUCGCGCCUCGAGGACCUGCUGGCUCAGAGCCGCGCCGAGCGCGAUGAGCUGGCCAUCAAGUACAACGCCAUCAGCGAGCGGCUGGAGCAGUCCCUGCGGCUGGAAGCGGGCGAGCGGGACGCGGCGGAGAGCCGGAGCCUGGCGCAGCACAACAUCGAGCUGCGGCGGCUGCUGGACGAGGAGCAGGCCGCCUACAAGCGCAAGCUGCAGGCGUACCAGGAGGGCCAGCAGCGGCAGGCCCAGCUGGUGCAGAAGCUGCAGGCCAAGGUGCUGCAGUACAAGAAGAAAUGCGGCGAGGUGGAGCAGCAGCUGCUGGAGAAGGCGACGGAGCUGGAGCAGGAGAGGCUGACGGGGCUGAUGUCCCCGCAGAGCCAGCUGGACAUCAGCGGCUCGCAGCUGGAGGAGGAGAGCAGCAACGAGCUGGAGAACGCGCUGAUCCGGCUGGAGGAGGAGCAGCAGAGGAGCAGCAGCCUGGUGCAGGUGAACUCGAUGCUGCGGGAGCAGCUGGAGCAAGCCAACGUGGCCAACGCGGCGCUGAGCGAGGACAUCCGCAAACUGACGGCCGACUGGACGCGGGCGCGGGACGAGCUGGAGCAGCGCGAGGCCGAGUGGAGGCGAGAGGAGGAGUCCUUCAACGCCUACUUCAGCAACGAGCACGGCCGCCUGCUGACCCUCUGGCGGCAGGCCGUGGCUUUCCGCCGCCACUUCGGCCAGCUGCGAGCCGCCACCGAGAGGGACCUGGCGGAGCUGAGCCAGGAGGUGUCCCGUGCCGGCCGUGCCGCCCACGCCGCCUGCGUGCAGCUGGGUGCCCACCUGCGGCUGGCCGAGGGCCGGGCGGGCGCCGCGCGGGAGCAGCAGGCGCAGCAGCUGGCGCAGCUGGAGGAGCAGCUGGCGGCACGGGCACGCGACGCCGAGCUGGAGAAAACCGCGCUCGGGGACAGGCUGGCGGAGCUGACGGCGGCCCUGGAGCGGCUGCGGGAGGAAGGUGGGGAGAAGGAGCGGGCGGUGGCGGCGCUGACGCUGCAGCUGCAGAGGAUGGAGGCCUCACGUGCUCGGGAGCCAUCAGCUGAAGAGGUGCAGGCGCUGCGCACAGAGGUGGAGCUGCUCGGCCAGACGCUGCAGGACGUCACCCAGGCGGUGCUGGCCGAUGACCCCGGGUCCCUGACGGAGCCUCCCAGGCUCCCCUGCCGCAGCCUCUCGCCCGCCGCGGCUGCGGCCACACUGGGGGCUGUGCACGGAGCCCUGCGGCGCCGGCACUUCCAGCUGCAGGUGAGCGAGGAGGAGGAGGAGGAGGAGGAAGAUGGACUGACGGCGGUGGCCAAGCAGCGCGACGGCGCCCUGCGGGAGGCGGAGGAGGUGCGGGCGCAGCUGCAGCUGGUGGCGGAGGCGCGGGCGGCGGGGCAGCAGGCGCUGCUGGAGGCCCAGCGGGCGGCCCAGGAGAGCCGCGAGGGCCGCGAGGCGCAGCGGAGGCAGGCGCAGGAGGCGCGCAGGGCGCUGGGCGACGAGGCCAGGGAGAAGGAGGCCCUGCGGCGCUCCAACGAGGAGCUGCGGGCGGCCCUGCGGCGCACCGAGGGCGAGCGCAUCAGCCUGAAGCGGGCCAGCGAGGAGAAGGAGCAGCGGCUGGCGCUGCUGGCGGGCGGGCAGGCGGCGGCGGCCAGGGAGACGGAGAGGCUGCGGGGGGCCCUGCGGCAGCUGGAGCACGACCGCCUCGAGGCGCGCCGCGAGCUGCAGGAGCUGCGCCGGCAGGUGAAGGCACUGGACAGCGAGAACAGCAAGAAGAGCAGGGAGCUGGAGGAGCUGCAGGCGCGCGUGGCCCUGGAGGAGCAGCGGGAGGAGGAGAGCCGCCGGGAAGCCUUCGGCCUCAGGAGGAAGGUGGUGGAGAGCGAGGCUGGCAUGGAGGCCACCAGGAAGGAGCUCCAGCACCUGCAGCAGAGGCUGUCGGAGGCGGAGGGCGAGUUCCACCAGCGGGAGAAGGAUCUGGCCCGCAGCCUGGAGGAGGCCCGCGGCCACGAGAAGAAGCUGCUGGCCGAUGCCCGCAACCUGCAGCUGAAGAUGGAGGCGGCGCGGAGCGAAGCGGCCGAGCUGAGCCUGCGCCUGAGCGCGGCCGAGGGCCGGGCGCAGGGGCUGGAGGCUGAGCUGGCCCGCGGCGAGGAGCAGCGCCGGGCUGCCGAGACGCGCCUGGGCAGCCUCCAGUCCGCCCUGCGCCGCACCAUGGGCAUCGGCCGGGCCCGUGCUGCUUCCCUGGGCAAGGGCGGAGCCACGGAGGGGACGGGGACCCCUGGCUCGUCCCCGGACCCCGAUGCGGCCACCGAGCCCGAGGUGGUGCGGGCGGCCCUGCGGGAUUUCCUGCGUGAGCUGCAGGACGCCCAGCGGGAGCGGGAGGAGCUGCGGGUGCAGGUCUGCAGCCUGGGACAGCGGCUGGCGGAGGCGGAGGCGGAGCGGGACGGUGCCGGUGCCCGGGCGCUGCAGCUGCAGAAGCUGGUGGCUGAGAGUGAGGAAGGGCGGCGGGGCGCCGACGGCAAGCUGGGCAGCGCGCAGGCUGCUCUGCUGCUGCAGGAGGAGACGCUGCGGCGGGGCGAGCGCGAGCGCCGGGCCCUGCUCGAGAAGGUGUCGGCGCUGGAGCGCAGCUUGCACGCCGCCGAGGGCGAGCGCCGCUCCGCCCAGGAGAAGAUGAGCAUGGUGAAAGCCAGCGAGGCCAAGCUGGAGGAGGACAAGCGGCGGCUCAAGGAGGGGCUGGAGGCUGCGGAGAGCCGCGGAGCCCGGCUGGAGCAGCAGCGGCGGGCGCUGGAGGACGAGCUGCAGCGGGCACGGCUGGCCCUGGGCGAGCAGCAGGCGGAGGCGCGGGUGCUGCAGGACCGUGCUGAGCUGCUCCAGAGGCAGCUCGGGGAGAGCGAGCAGCGCGCCAGCACCUUGCAGCUCUCGGUGGAGCGUCUGAGCGCGGUGCUGGCGGCCGAGGCCGAGAGCGGCUCGAAGGACCGUGCCCAGGGCUCGCCGGUGACCGACGGCAGCUCGGCCCCGCAGCGCCUGCUGCAGCUCCAAAGCGCCCUGACCGCUGGCGAGCUCGACCGGCGGGUGCUGCAGGAGAUGCUGGAUGCGGCCCGGCGGGCGCUUUCGGAGGCACGAGAGGAGAAGAGCGCCCUGCGGGAGCAGCUGCGGGUGCUGCGGGGAGAGCGGGCGGCGCUGGAGCUGCGCAAGGAGGAGCUGGAGGCGCAGGUCCGGCGGCUGCAGGAGAUGCUGCUGCAGCAGGAGGAGAAGGAGGCGGCGGCGCUGCGGGGGCUGCGGGCGGAGAAGCGGGGGCUGCAGGAGCGCGUGGGCAGCCUGCAGAGCUCCCUGAGCCAGCUGGAGGCCGAGCGGCGCGAGGCUGAGCGCUCCUCCCUGCGCCUCGAGAAGGACAACAGCGCCCUGAAGAAGACCCUGGAGAAGCUGGCGCGGGAGAAGCUGAAGACGCAGGAGGACUCGCUGCGGCUGGCGGUGCAGAAGGGCCGCCUGCACCGCUCGCUGGGCACGGCCGAGCAGGAGCUGGCGGAGGCGCAGAAGCACAUCCAGGUGCUGCAGGCGCGGGUGUCGGUGCUGGAGCAGAGCCCCGGGGCGGCGCAGCAGCAGCGGGCGCUGGAUGCCCGUGACCGUGGCCACCACCCCCUGGAGCAGCAGGUUGUCCUGCAGCAGGAGCAGGAGGCGCAGGAGCCCCGCCGCCACCCCAGCAGCAUUUAGGGCAGCAGAGACCGGCGCGACUCAGCUGUCGGGUGAGGGGCCCGCCGCGCUCGGAAAGCACCGGUGGAUUUUUUUCUCGACAUUCCCAAAUCCCGCUCUUUUACAAGAAGAAGCGGCGGCGUGUUACCGCUGGGACGACACCAGCGUGUUUUUGCUACAGGUCGGGUUUUUCCCCCGUUUUUUUGUACUGCAGUUUUUUUAACCGGGGAUUGGGAACAGGACUUCUGGUAGCCCUGGGUGCCUCGUGCACACCACGGGAGCAGCAGGAGCGCCGUGGUACCGAGCUGUCCGCUGCCAGCGCUGCCCCGUGGCGGGGUGCCCACCGGCUGCUGACUUUGCCUAACACUCCUCUUUUUUUUUAACAAAAACUAGUUUGUGCCAGGUUUUUUUGCACAAGUCAUGCAGGACGGGGACUGUUAUUUUUUUCUACCACUAGUUUUGGAGAUUGAUUUUGUUUGUUUGUUUGUUUUUGUUACUGGUGCUACUGGGGUCCGAAUUUGGAGCUUGAGCCAGCAGCAGGCCCCAACCCUUGUCCACCCCCCUCUAACCCUCUAUUAAACGUGCACAAACCCAAA